UCAUUUGGAAGGCGCACAAAAGGCGCCCAUGGAAAUGAAAUGGAAUUGGAAUCCACAUAAUAAUACAUAUUAUUAAUAAAGAGCGGGUGGGGGCGGGGAUGUAACACUACAUGGAUGUGUGAUCCCGAACACAAUGAAAUAAUAAUCAACAAUGGCCGGCCGCCCUCUCCCACCCUUCUCGCGCAGACGAUAUCAGAAUUGUUUUUUCCAUAAUUUGUUUUCAAAUUGUUGGCACAAAUCCAGCAAUGUGGGUUCCAGCACACUGCGCUCUUAUCAAAACUCGCCCUUUUCCACCAGCACUGAUAGAAGCUGUGGGAGUUGUAUAACCAGGGUACUGCUUAUCCGAUUGAAUUUAAAUAUCGCGCUCCCCUGUACUAGCCAGAUAGUCGCGGUCUCGGGAUAUUGUAUCUGAGGGACAACAGACUUCAUGGGUGCUGGAUUAGGAGCUUGGGAACAGUGUUCCAGUCUUCGUCUACUUCGCCAGAUUGCCCGAUUUGCUUGCCCCCAAGUUGAAGUCCAGAGCUGGUGUCUCUCGAGUGUAGUUGUCGCUACGCUUCUUUAUAUUUCAUUGUUUUAUCGGUCACCCCACCAUUUCCGUAUUUGGGCCACGCAGCGGGAGGCGGGUGGUUGCGCGUGAAAGGGGGAGUACCAGGGGCCUGCACGGAGAGAAAUUGCGGGGUAGUUGCCAAGUCCAGAGUACCUUUGAUAUGCUAAUGGGUGGCGUGGCCGCUUUUAUGGAAAUGGGGGCAAGUGCGUUGGCACUCCAUCAGUCGCUAGGUUCUUUUUUCAGUGCACCCCCAUUCCCUGGCUCUCGGUCAGCAAGUCCACCCGCCAGGGGACUCUCACUCUUCGUGCUCUUUGGCCCUGCUGCCUCCGGGCUCCACUUGCUCCGGCCUCCGGUCUCCGGUCUCUGGUCUGCGCUCUUCACUCUUCACUCGGCACAAGCCUCUCUCCGCUCUUCGGCCUGCGGUCUCCAAUUCUGGCGAUAAGCUCGGCUUGGUGGCUUCAUUUGCCAUGCGGCUCGGCUCAUUCGGUUCCAAUUCUUUGCAGCGCGACCACGCUGCAAGUGAAAUUGCUUUCCAACUGCUCUGCGAGCUUCGCAUUCGCGUUCGCAGUCACAGUCGCAGUCGCAUUCGUUUUCGUUUUGGUUUUGGUUUUGGUUUCUGUUUGUGUUUUUGUUUUAGUGCUAGCUCAGUGUUUUCGCUUGUGACUUGUUCAGUAUUUUGCCUUUUCACUGCUCAUUGUCUCUGCUCAUUUCCUUUCCCGUCUGGCAGUUGUCAGUUGCUAGUUUCCAGUCGCCAGUUGCCAGUUCCGAUUUGCUUUCCGAGCGUGCCGCAUGGAAUAAAAGCGAGCCGCCCACCUGUCCCGAGAGUUAGAAAGGAAGAUGCGCUCCAGCGGCUACAACCGUUAUCACUGCUACGCCCUCGCGAUCUGCGUCUGCUUCGCGGUGGGGGCUGCGCUGACGCGGGCGGACGACACCGACCACGACGCACAAGCCGGCAGCAGCGCCAGCAGGAAGUGGCUGUGCAGCCAGACGGACAUAUGCUCGCCGGAAACGGAGCUGACGCCCGGACUCCAGUACGCCGUGGAGCGGUUCGAGAGCCAGCGCGACUGCAGGCUGUCCUGCGGCAAGUACGGCUCCAUCUGGCCCAUGCCCACCGGGGAGGCCGGCUUCAUCGGCAACGAGCGCGUGCGCUUUGACCCGUGGAAGGUGCGCUUCCAUGUAGUGGCUCCCGGAGAGGCGGCCACCCAGUUCCUGCGCGAGACGAAUCGCCUGUUCGUGUCCAACCUGCUAAAGGAGUGCACGCGCAACUGCACCCUGGAGGGAAGCAAGCAGAUCCUGGUGCGGGCCACCGUCGCCAAUGAGACGCUCGUCUUGGACUGGGCCACCGACGAGAGCUACGCCCUGGUGGUGCGGACCACGGACACUGCCACCUUCGUUGAUAUCCAGGCGCCGACCGUCUAUGGGGCCAGGCACGCCUUCGAGACUCUCACCAAUCUAGUCACCGGCAGCCUCUCCAACGGUCUCCUCAUGGCAUCCGCCGCUCGCAUCACCGACCGGCCGGCGUUCCCUCACCGCGGCGUGCUCCUGGACACGUCCCGGAACUUCGUGCCCCUCAAGUUUAUCCGAAGCACCCUGGACGCCAUGGCGACCAGCAAGAUGAACGUGCUCCACUGGCACGUGGUGGACACACAUAGCUUCCCUCUGGAGAUCACCCGGGUGCCGGAGAUGCAGCGCUACGGGGCAUACUCGUCCUCGCAGACGUACAGCCGGCAGGACGCCCUUAACCUGGUGAAGUAUGCCCGCCUGCGCGGCAUUCGCAUCCUGAUCGAGAUCGACGGGCCCUCCCACGCGGGCAACGGCUGGCAGUGGGGCCCGGCCGCCGGUCUGGGCAACAUGUCCGUGUGCCUGAACCAGUCACCGUGGCGCAAGUUCUGUGUCCAGCCGCCGUGCGGGCAGCUCAACCCGCUCAACGACCACAUGUACGCGGUGCUGAAGGAGAUCUUCGAGGAUAUUGCCGAGGUGGGCGCGCCCGAAGAGACGCUGCACAUGGGUGGCGAUGAGGUCUUCCUGCCCUGCUGGAACAACACCAAGGAGAUCCGGGACGGAAUGCGCGCCCAGGGCUUCGACCUCACCGAGGAGAGCUUCCUGCGAUUGUGGUCCCAGUUCCACCAGCGCAACCUCAACGCCUGGGACGAGAUCACCGAGCGCAUGUACCCGGGCAUCAAGGAGCCCAAGUCGGUGAUCGUCUGGUCCAGCCACCUGACCGACCCCAAGUACAUUGAGACCUACCUGCCCAAGGAGCGGUUCAUCAUUCAGACCUGGGUGGAGUCGCAGGACUCCCUCAAUCGGGAAUUGCUCCAGCGGGGCUACCGCCUGAUCCUGUCCACGAAAAACGCCUGGUACCUGGACCACGGCUUCUGGGGCAGCACCUCCUACUACAACUGGCGCGCCGUCUACUCCGCGGGCAUGCCCGCGACACAGCACCGGAGCCAGGUUCUCGGCGGCGAGGUGUGCAUGUGGAGCGAAUACGUCGACCAGAACUCCCUGGAAUCCCGAAUCUGGCCACGAGCGGGAGCCGCCGCUGAACGUCUGUGGUCCAAUCCGAAAUCCUCGGCACUUGCGGCCCAAAGGCGAUUCUAUCGGUACCGGGAACGGCUCUUGGCACGAGGAAUCCACGCUGACGCCGUCAUUCCCCACUGGUGUGUUCUACACGAGGGAAAGUGUCUCUAAUAAAUCACUGCCUGUUCUUAUCUCAGAUCCUGAUCCUCUGGAUCUAUCUUUGAUACAGCACCAGCACUGUGUACAUAAGUUUCAGUCUAUGUUCUUUUAUUCAUCAGCUAUUACCUACAGAGUAAGGCUUUACGCGAAGUUCAAAGUGCAAUAAAUGUAUAACUCCUAGGAUAAUAUUAAAUAAUUCCUUUUAAACACUGCACAAGGUUUAAUUCUAAAUGA
Drosophila ananassae is the source of this 3457-nucleotide messenger RNA. RefSeq names its product chitooligosaccharidolytic beta-N-acetylglucosaminidase (gene Hexo2). NCBI's taxonomy places the organism in Eukaryota, Metazoa, Arthropoda, Insecta, Diptera, Drosophilidae. Gene Ontology annotation, molecular function: beta-N-acetylhexosaminidase activity. The transcript is spliced from 3 exons. The record is from RefSeq and is a predicted model, not a curated record. Gene Ontology annotation, biological process: carbohydrate metabolic process; ganglioside catabolic process; glycosaminoglycan metabolic process. Bases 1385 to 3235 code for a protein of 616 amino acids. Gene Ontology annotation, cellular component: membrane.